AUGACUCACCACUACUACUACACAAUUUUUCACAAUGUCACAUUAUACCUGAAGGAGCAAGGGGCAGCAGCGCGGUGCUUGCGGGGCGCCCGGCGCCUCCUGCCCGCGGGCGCACGGCGGGAGAGCUGCGAGCUGGCCCGGCUGGCGGGGCCCGUGUUUGUCGCCCAGCUGCUGGGGUUCCUGAUCAGCGUGGUCAGCUCCAUCUUCUGUGGCCACCUGGGGAAAGCCGAGCUGGAUGCUGUGACGCUGGCUGUAUCCGUUAUCAACGUGACAGGCAUCUCCAUCGGUUCUGGUUUAGCCUCAGCAUGCGACACACUGAUGUCCCAGACGUAUGGCGGCAAGAACCUGAAGCAGGUGGGCACCAUCCUGCAGCGGGGGAUCCUCAUCCUGCUGCUGUGCUGCUUCCCUUGCUGGGCGCUCUUCAUCAACACCGAGCGGAUCCUCCUGCUCAUCCGGCAGGACCCCGAGGUCUCCAGGUUAACUCAGGUCUACGUGAUGAUCUUUAUUCCAGCGCUUCCCGCGGCGUUUCUGUACCAGCUGCAGACAAGAUAUUUACUAAGUCAGGCGAUCAUUUUACCUCAGGUGUUGACGGGGAUUGCAGCCAACGUCCUCAAUGUGGCCAUGAACGCCUUCUUCCUAUAUGCGCUGAAGCUGGGCAUGGUGGGCUCUGCCUGGGCUAACACUGUUUCUCAGUACACCCAGGCCAUUCUCCUCUUCCUUUACGUGUGGUGUAAGAAGAUCCAUGUGGAGACCUGGGGAGGUUGGACCAGGGACUGCCUCCUGGACUGGGGCUCCUUUAUCCAACUGGCAGUGCCCGGCAUGCUCAUGAUGUGUAUUGAAUGGUGGACCUUUGAGAUCGGGAGCUUCUUGGCAGGGCUGCUCAGUGUGGUGGAGCUGGGAGCGCAGUCUGUCAUCUAUGAGCUCUCUUCUGCAGCGUACAUGGUGCCUCUGGGCUUCAGCGUGGCUGUGAGUGUCAGAGUGGGCAACGCCUUGGGAUCGGGGGAUGUGGUGCAAGCCAAGACCUCCUGCAUCACUGCCCUGCUGUGCACAGGAGUCUUUGCUGUGGUGGUCGCAACGUUACUGGGAACCCUAAAGGACGUGGUGGGAUACAUCUUCACCAAUGACAAGGAGAUUGUUAUCUUGGUGUCCAAAGUGAUGAUCAUCUUUGCUCCGUUCCACUUGUUUGAUGCAGCAGCAGCGACCUGUGGCGGCGUGCUGCGGGGCACAGGCAAGCAGAAGAUGGGUGCUAUCGCCAACGCCAUCGGUUAUUACGCCAUCGGCCUGCCCAUCGGCAUCUCGCUGAUGUUUGCAGCUAAGAUGGGGGUGUUAGGUCUGUGGGUGGGGAUGAUCGUUUGCAUCUCUUUGCAAGCCCUUUCCUUCUCUGCUUUAGUCAUGCGCAUGGAUUGGAAGAAAGCUGCAGAAGAGGCUCAAGUCCGAGCUGGACUGAAAAAACAACUGGAAGAUGUGAACUCCAAUGGCACAGCUGCUAACAAAACCUCUGCUGUGGAUUACAUCUCCGUUGACACGGACACCAUGGACACUGUGGUCCUGCCUGAGAGCAUCGUGGGAGGUGAGAGGCAACCUGACCACGAGCUCAUCACACAGGAGGAGCCGGCUGUCGUCCCUGCUCCUCCCGCUGUGGUAUGGAGGGCCCUGAUCAUCCGCCGCGUGCUGGCUGCUGCCACCGCCGUCGCUGUCCUACUGGUGGGCAUACUGGUCCGGCUCCUGACUGGCAAUGGCUAGAACCAGUGACACUGGGGAGCUGUGCAGGAGAGCAUGUGGUAAUGUCCCAGGAGGAUGGUGCGGGGGAAGGAAUUCCCCCUCAGUUCCUUGUAAAGACUCACUUUGCUCAGUUUCUGGUUAACUCACAACGUUUUAUCCCACAUGCAGAGUUCUUAAAAGGGGUGAGGAUGCAGUACCUGGGAAGAAAGUGCUUGAGAGCUGGUCCCUCUCCUGCACUGGACUGGGAUGUCACUCAUGAUAGGCAGGAGUGUAUCCUGGGGCUGGCCUGGGAAGGAGACAGGGACCUUGUGCUGCUGUCCUGCUUCCUACUCCCUGGGGGCAUUUGUCCACGUCAUUUGCUAAUGGCAGAGGCUCUUGCUGCCCACAGCACGUUUCCUCACGCACCAGUCUGUGCCAGCAUCUUGGCAUGGCAGAGCCCGCUCGCUACCGCUGCGGCAGUGCAGAGCAAGGCCGAUUUUGUUGGAAGAUGGUUGACUCCUCUGACUGCUGCCGGGGCGUUGGGCUCUGGCUGCUGGCCCUGCUCUCCCUGCUGCGUGAUGGGCACAGGGCCUAAAGCAACUCUUUGCACUUUUGUAAGGUGGGAUUUUGAUACAAUAAAGUUUUCUGAGUAAAUGUUGGGCUGUUAAUGUGGUGUGAGCAUGACCCAGGUCCUUGGCAUGAGUAAGCUGUUACAGGAGAGAUGUGU
Messenger RNA from Gymnogyps californianus (California condor), 2428 nucleotides. RefSeq names its product solute carrier family 47 member 1 (gene SLC47A1). NCBI's taxonomy places the organism in Eukaryota, Metazoa, Chordata, Aves, Accipitriformes, Cathartidae. The coding region runs from base 1 to 1743 and encodes 580 amino acids. Gene Ontology annotation, molecular function: xenobiotic transmembrane transporter activity; antiporter activity. The record is from RefSeq and is a predicted model, not a curated record. Gene Ontology annotation, cellular component: membrane. Gene Ontology annotation, biological process: xenobiotic detoxification by transmembrane export across the plasma membrane. The transcript is spliced from 18 exons.